Messenger RNA from Porites evermanni, 10180 nucleotides. The record is from the annotation of a GenBank genome assembly. NCBI's taxonomy places the organism in Eukaryota, Metazoa, Cnidaria, Anthozoa, Scleractinia, Poritidae.
GAGCAACGAUAAAGGACAAGUUUACGACUCUACUGUGGCCUCUGGAAACGUGUUGAAUUGUUUACUCAAUGGUUGAUGUUAUCAUUUCGCAGUAAAUCACUGAGUGGCCCACAUCAUCGUUGUUAUGCUUCGUUCAGCUUUCCGUGGAAAGCAACCAGCUGAUUCAACGGUAAAGGAGGAAAAACACGCGUCUAGCGAGCAUGGAAAAUCUCAUUUCUUCUUUCACCACGAUCAUCAUCAUGAAGAACAAGAUCGCAAAGAUCAGAUAACAAAUAUAAACGAUGAUGCGAUUCGUUAUAAUGCAAGUGAUGGUGAAUUAUACAUAGAUUGCAAUCAGGAAUUCUUAUCCCUGGAGGAAAGUAGUAGUUCGGAGAGGGAGAGCAGAAAUGAAGCAAAUGGGAGCAGGGGAAAAACUACUUCAGACGAAAGCUUCCCAGCUAGUAGUGGACCCAUUCCCAAGAACGUCGGAGGAGCUGGCACUAACGAUCGCCGUGAGGGAAGCUUUUCUAACUCUGAGAGGCAGAUUUAUGAAAUGCAGUUAGCUCAGCUUCAGGAGCAGCUAGUUAACACCAUGAUUGAUCAUCAGGAAUUGAGUAAGUAACAGCAAUCUUAUGAAGCAAUCACAAUGCUAAAGCUCCAUUUCAAUAUCCGGAAUUUUGGAUUUAAUAGGGAACUUUUAACGAGAAGAAGGGAAACAGAUCAUGGGAAACUGAGCUUUAAUUAAAGUUUUCAGUUUCUGGUUUAGUUUGUUUACGAAUAUGAAAGAUGUGAGUUAAUAUUUUUCCUUGCUGAUAUUGAUGUAAAAUGGAUUCGGCAGGACCCCCAGGUGGGGCUAUGGAAAGGGGCAGGGGGUGGGGGUUAGGGACACUGAGCAGUUUGUUGAGGCUUUCAAACCCUGACGCUGUUCAAAACAAACCUGGUACAUUUUGUUACCCCAUUUUUAAAAGACAUCAAAGGACAAUUUUCAUAACACCAUUUCAUUUUACUUUAAGAAUUUAUUAAGUAAACUAGCAUGACAGAAUAAGAUUUUUUGGAAAAGAAACUCUUCUUAGUACCACAAAUGAAGAUUGUGCAACAUACUACCAAGAUUCAUCACUCGUUCAGGAAGCUAAAGAAUGAAAUUAUGUACCCUGUUUAGACUCAAGACUGUAAAAACCAUACCUUGUUCAUUGGCACACACCCAUUAAGGUUCAAUAAGAGAGUGUGCUAAUUUUCCCACCCACUCACCCACCCACCCACCUCUCUGAGUAUGGCUUCUCCAAUAGCAUUUGUAAGAACCUUUCCCCCCUCCCCUUAGGGGCCUUUUAACAGUAUUCUUUAAGCAGGUGAUGUCAUUAAGAAGCUAUCUUGAAUAGUCCUGCCAUUCACCAUGGUCAUUUAGUUUAAUGUGAUAAUUUUAAAACUUGUUUUAUUAGGCACCCAGCUUGAGAAAUUAAAAGCUAUAAAUGUUGAAAAGCUUCAAAAACAACUGCAAGAGGAAAGAGAGAAAAAUUUUGAGCUGAAAGAAAAACUCAGACAGAAGCAGAAGUCAGUGAGUUCAAAACUUCAAAGGUAUACCUUCAUGUGUAAGAGGCCCUGCCAGGGGCGGCCCCAUGUCGCCCAUCUGAAUUUUAAAACGUCUCGUGUCGGUGUUUAUAAAUGCUUGUUGCUUAUUGUCGGCUUUGCCGUCACUGUCGCAAUUUGGCCGAGGGAGGUUGUCUCUUGUUGAGAUUUCAUUUUACGCGCUGUCGCUACUUUUUGGGCCAUGUCGCUUGUCGGAAUUUUCCCUGGCAGGGCCUCGUGUAAUAAUUUACAUUAAUUUUUCAUUGGCUAUUUCCAAUCCAAUAAUUCAGAUCUGAUGUUUUUAUAAUCUAGAGGCCUCACAGUUAUGAUGAUGCUUCAUUUUUACUUAUAUCAUAGCUAUUGAAGGUGAUCCAAAUAACAAAGGUUCCUUUUUUUCACUAUAGAGUGCUAAAGACUGUGACGUCAUAAAAAUGAAAUUUCUGAAAUUAUGGGAUUUGUUAGGAUAUUCUGAAAGAACAAUAUCCAAGAGGCCUACUUGCCAAAAAUGAGCAUUUCGGGGCAAAUUGUCUUUGAGAUCGUAGCGUUAUGGUUAGAAAACUCCAUACAAACCCUUCUAAAUUUUUUGGGGUUGACCCAAUUAUUAUUAUUAUUAUCAUCAUCACCAUCAUCAUCAUCAUCAUCAUCCAUUAUCAUCAUACUCACCAUCAGUAUCGUCAUUAUUAUUGUAGGAAAAAUGCAAGCCGAGUACAUCACAGGCAUAGUCAUGGGACAGCAAUACCCGUCUCAGAAAAAUAUGGAGAUGAGUGGGUAGAUCUUGGUAAAGAGGAAGAGUUGCCUCAUUCGUCUUCCUUACCACAUGAUGCAAGUGAAACUACUGUCAUGGGAGAUCACUCUUAUGAGCAGGAGCAAACUGAUAAUGUGCAUGAUGGAGUGCAAAGUGAUACAGCAGGGCAAUCAGAACAACAGACAUCCUCCGUCUCAGGUAACAACACAGGCUACCCAGGUAUGAACCCAAAGAAAAGUAACUAAGCACAAGCACUUGCUCUGAGUGCUGUCAAUAAGCACUGAUGUCGCAUGAAAAGCUAUAUUGCUUAUGGAAGUUAGCCUUGUAUUUUCAGUUUCCCAAGGAGAUACAGGUUUCCUGAAAAGGCUGGGGCAGGUAUUUCGAAGUAGGUAUACAGCGCAUCACUGGUAGCCCACGUUGUUACAGACAGGUUAGGCAGGGAUUAAAAUGUUUAAGCAAGGCCCCCCCUCUCCCAACAGCCUCUUAACUUAGGUACAACUGGUGCUGAUUUUUGAAGAAGUAAAGACUAAGGUACAACUGUGCAGUGUAUCUUAAACAGAGGGAAAAGAUACAGUCAAACGCCAUUAACUCUUUAAGCCCCAGUAUCCACAUACAAAUUCUCCAAACUGAUAUCCAUACAUUUCCUUUAAGAAUUAGUUGAGAUAAUUUAAUAAAACAUUAAGGCAUUUUCUUUUUCGUGAUCAUUGUUUAUAUUCUCACAACCUUAUCUCUUGACAAUGUAUGGACAUUGUUAGGAGAAAAUUGCUGUUGGUCACUAUUGAGACUUAAAGGGUUGAUAAAGACACCAUGUCUAUGGCCCCCUCAGGCUGAGGGGGCCAUAGAAAGUGUCCGUAUAAAGCUGGUUGAAUUUAGAGAAGAUGUAAGAGCUAGGGACAAGGGCAACUGUCCGUAAUAAUGAGCUGCCAGUAUCAAGUGGGUGUCCGUAAAGCAGGGUUCCGGUAAUUUGACUUUAUUUGCAAGUAGGUCCAAGAAGCUACAGACAGGCCAGUUAGGCAGAGGUUUUGCCAGUUGGAAGAGACUGUCAUGCUAGCCUGAAAUAAAGGCACCUGGCUGUUCUGUCCCAGUCUCCCCUCUCAAUAAGUUAAGAUGUGACAUCUUGUCUUUUGAAGGAAAUCAGAUUGAAGAACCUCACAGAGUACAAAGGGUUAAAACAAAGCUAGAAAUUUGGAAAAUGAAAGUGAUGGAUCUGGUGAGUUGAAAAUUUCUCCUUCACUUCUUGUGUUUUUUUUUCUUUCGUUUUCUCAUCUGUUUUAAUUUGAGAAGUGAACCUUGAGGCUUUUAUUUUUAAAUUGCUCGUUAUGGUGACUUCACCCCCCUCCUCCCAACCCCCAAAUAGUUUUCUCGGAUGACAGCAAGUGAUUAUUUUUAUUUAUUUCUACUGAGAUCGUGGAUAGGUUGUGGGACUUUGUUAAUGAUGAACCAGAAGGGAAUGACGAAGAAGAUGGAGAAGGAGAACCUUUAGCUGUAAAAAGGUAAGUUAAAGAAAUGUUCCUUACGCGUGUUACCAUCCUCGCAAGUGACGAUUUUCACGCGCGCCCGCGUGUGUUACACGCUCUGUGCCUCUUCUCACCCUGAGGAAAUUAGAAAAACUACGUCACUGAAAGAGUGUACUUUGCCUGAUAAUUGAACGGGUAUGUUUAUUUGAAUGUUAAACUAGUUGACCACUAUCUUCUGUCUAAAUUUCAAUUCGUUUCUUUUUUCUUCUUUCCACAGAUUGAAAGAGAAUAUCAACCGAUUUAGUAAGUGAUUACAGCAUUUGUCAUAUUUAAUUCUCCCGUGUUUUCUUUGUUUCGUUUUGUUUUGUUUUGUUUUGUUUUUUUCUCCUUCAAAUUUGAACACGCUACCCUUUCAACCGGGUAAGAUGUAAAUUGAAAAGGUAUUUUUCCAUAAUAAAAAAGAGAACUCAGUUUUUGAAGUGUAUCUAACCUUCAUUAAGAACUUUUUUCUUUGUUCUUUUAGCCGCAGGUAUUAAGCCUAUAACUGGUUUCAUCAAAUCUGUUGGCAGAGUUUUUUCCUGGUCUAAUCCCACGGCAUCGCUGUUAAUAUUCGUGGUUAGUGUCCGUGGCUUAUUAAAGGAGCUUUGUUAUGGGAGGUCCAGUCCAUUCUGUUUAAUUUUUCCAAUUUAAUAUUGGUACUAGCUCGCUUGAAAAUUAAUUUAAGUGAUCAAAUUCAGUCAAGUUGUCGCUUACUGGAGCAAUCAAUCCAAAUCACCAUGCUCUCCAACCACAACGUAUAGUGGUGUAUAUUUGUGGUGUAUCAAAUUGUUGUAUUGUUUUUAAAGUUUAUAAGACAACUGUUCUACACAAGCGAGUGUUGAAACCAGGCCUUAAUUUGCCUUCUCUGUCGGUUUUUUUUUUCUGUGAAACAGUUAAUUUUGCUUAAAAUGGAAAAUACGGAUUAGUCAAUUUACUGCUAUUUACUGUUUCAGGUCUACAUGUAUUCUGUCUGGAAUGGCUAUCUUUUAUCCUUGAUUCUUUUUGUCGUGCUUUGGAAGCUUUUUAUGAAUUACCUUCACGCUAAGUAAGUCUUUAUGAUAUUAAAAUUACACCACGAGUAUAGGUUGAUAGUUUAAACAAAGUGGUUGUGGUAUAGUAAAGUAUGCGAUGUAGUUUUCACAGAAAUACACUGAGAGGAAUGUAAGAAAAAUUGUAGAAUACUGAAAGCUAAGUAACGACACGUUAAUAUUCACUGACGAAGAGAUGUAAAACUAGCCAAAUGAGCGGUCGACAGAACGUAUAACUUUCAACAAACCUGAAGACGAUGAUAUUUUAAGCUAGUCCUGCGACUUUAUUUGCAAUUCUUUGACAACUAAAAAAAAAUUGUCAUUUUUACUUCAUCUCAAUUAUAUAGCACUUUGUGUAGUUUGCCUUAAUUUUGUCGAUCUACUUUAACGAAAAAAUUGGCGAACAAAGUGAAGGGCCUAUGGAAAUCGAAGUCGCCGACUUCUUUAGCUAUGAUGAUCAUGGCUAAAUAUGUUCUAACUGCUGUGCUUUUCUUUCUUCGUGACCAGAGGUAUUGCUAAACAGUUGGGAUUCGUAGACAAAACAAAGGAUGAGGUAUGUUUGUAGACUAAAAACGCAUCAAAGCCAUUGAUCAUUACGUCGAUGAAUUGUCUGAAGGCGUUACCCGUCAAACACGGCUGAUCCACUUUGUCUUGUCCCCUUCCCUCACCCCCACAGUACUCGCCGGCUCUUUAAUCGCUCCCCACCCCUCCAUUUUUGUCAACUUUUCUCCAAACAAUUCACGAUGAAGUAAAGACCACUUUGUGUCCGUAUUUCUAUCCUCGAGCAAAAACGAUCUGUUGUGUAAAUUUGCCUUUUCCGUCAGGGCAACUCUUCAGAAGAUCACAGCUGGUCCGACAAAUUUCAGCUUGUUCUGCAGGUUGCAAGAAAAGUUCAGGUGGGGAUUCCUCCAUUUUAUUAUCAUCAUCAUCAUCAUCAUCAUCAUUGUCAUCGUCAUCGUCAUCAUCGUCAUCAUCAUCGUCAUCGUCAUCAUCAUCAUCAUCAUUGUCAUCGUCAUCAUCGUCAUCGUCAUCAUCGUCAUCAUCGUCAUCGUCAUCGUCAUCAUUGUCAUCGUCAUCAUCGUCAUCGUCAUCAUCGUCAUCAUCAUCAUCAUUAUCAUCAUCAUCGUCAUCAUCAUCAUCGUCAUCGUCAUCGUCAUCGUUAUCGCCAUCGUCAUCAUUAUCAUUUUGCUUAUUCUCUUUGUUUACUACUUUUCUUUUACUUUUCUUCGUUUACUUUUUUCAUUAUUUUGAAUAUUAAAUACGCCUAUAUAUGCACGCUACAAGAAACAUCGCCACUGAGUAGAUACAGGUGCCAAACCGUGGUAUGGACAGCCGCGCAUUUUGCUGGAUUUGGCUUACGCAUGUAAUUUUUUUUCUUAGAACACCCUUGGAAAAAUGGCAGAUUCUCUCGAAAAACUGAAGAAGUAAGAAGACGUUCGUUGAGUUUUGUUUGUUGUUUUGUUUCUGAGUAUAACAUUUGCUAAAUUAAAUACUUAUCUUUACUACCAAACGAAGUCCUGUCCAACUGUUGAACUGUCUGCCUGUCACUUUUCAACAUUUCUCAAUCAUGUCGUUAUUAACUGAAGCUCCGCUUUUUGGUUUACCUUAAUGCCUGUAUUAUCUAUCCUGAUUGUUUCAGUUUACUAAUGUGGCAACACCAUGAAGCCACAAGAAAGCUUUUCACUGCACUUUGUGUUGGUCUGUUGGCGUCGCUGCUAUUAAAGGGACCAACUCUAUUUUUGCUACUAGGUAAUGCAUCAAUCUCAUCAUGAUUUUAAACUAAUUACUGUAGGUCAUUUAGCUAACACAGUCAAAUCAGUUUUAUUUCACUCUGUGACUACGUAAUACGACCACCCUGCUAAUUGCUAAUAUGGCCUCGGUAUUUCGAGCACCUCCUAAUUUAUGUGGGUCAAAAUUGAGAAGGCGGCCAUUUUAUAUCGCGCAAAUUUACCUCGAUUUCACGUAAGCUGAGGGGAGAAAUUGAAAAGAACUAAAGCAAGUGUGGUCGAUGUUUUGCAGUUCUUCUCAGUUAGAUUUUUUUUCUUCUUAUGUGACAGGGCUUUUUGGAGGCAUAAAGUUCUUUAUUAUUAAUCCGAUUCAGAAUCGCUUUCCAAAGGUAACCUGGUUUUAUUCUUUUCUUUAAUUUCUCGGCAACAAAUAAUUAGUCAUGACGAAUAAGUGUAUAAAAGAACCUUAAUUUACUGGGAAAAAUAGUGGGAGUUCACAAAUCAUGAAUUUGUCAGAUCAUGCGUUCGUUUUUUCUCAACUUUGCGAGGGGUCUGGUAAGUAGUAGUCUGCUGCGCAGCCGUUGUUGCGUUGUCACGCAACGCUGAAUCGUUGUUUGCGCAUGACACGUAAUUGUUUGUUGGGUCGAAUUGCAUUAUGUGAAUGUUUUUAUUAUUAGUGGCUGUUACGAGGUAGCGCAGGGUACUGGGUUAAAACUCAUCCCCCAAAACAGUCCCAUAGUGCAGUUCGAGUUAACACGGACCAAGACUCACGUGCAAUACCUCGUUCGUCAAAUAGAUUAGAAGUAACGAUAUUACAAGGAGUUUGAAAUAUCGUUCAUUUUGAGAAGGAUCCUCUUUUAUGCAUUUACUGUAAAUAAGGUGAAAAGUGCUCAUGGCUUUAUCGGAGUUAAAACGCAAGGGCUUGUUAUAUUGAGCUUUCACCGUAGUACUCCGUUCCGCGUCAUAUUUUCAAUUGUCAAGCUCUGUGUAGAUAAACCUCCAGUUUUCAGUUCAUUGACACUUCUCUUGUAAAUAAUUUUGCUUGUGCUAUUUUUGAAAAAGGUCAAGAGGCGGUAUGAUAGAACAUCUAAAUUGUGGAGAGAACUUCCAACGGACGCUGAACUCGCUGCGAGGCCGAUUGAACUACUGUGCAAUGAAGAGGUAUACUUACUGACGACAUUGUUUCCAAGUCGUGUUGAGAUUUAUUUUGUGUUCAUGUAAAGCGGAAGGUCAUUUUUCAGUAUUACCUCGGGCACCCUGGAAUAAAAGCACAUCUCCUUCUCUCUAACUGUUUAAAAACUCCAUUGCAGGGUUUGUGUCUAGAAAUGUCUUGUUAGAAGCACCACCAAAAUAUGGGUAGUUACACGUCAUCAGUACGAAGAUUUUGCGCUCGUUUCCAAGGAGUCAUUUCCCGGAAGAAUAAGUGGUGACGUCAUGAAAUGUCGGCUGCUUUGUCAGGCUACAUGAUAGUCAGUGUUUAAAUUAAUCAUGUGAAAGUCUUGGUUUGACAGUGGAUUUGUAUUCGAGCCAAGAAAGGAGAACGAAACAUUUGAGCGAAGCGAGUGAAAAAGACUUUGACAGGCGAAAAUUACAGAUGCAUUAUACCCACAUCACUUUUGUCAUUUUUGUUUUUUUCAUUAGGCGCUUUCACACACAUCUUCUUCUAGUUCCUCGUCGUCGCCUAGCAACAGCCAUUCAUCUGAAACAUCAGGCUCUUCAUCAAACCCCUUCGCAGAGAGAUUUAGAUUACCAUCAAGUGAAACUCCUUUACCAGGUAAAAAGCAGAAUUAAUGCGUAUGUCAUACAUGAAGUUCUGUCAAGCAGUAGGAAGCUUAAGCAAAGGCAUUUUUGAGCGACGGGCGUCAACCGGAAGUACGGCCUUUUCCCUUUUUGAUAUGCCUUGACCAACAAUGCGAAAUGUCCACUUCCGGUUGGCGUGCGUCGCUCAAAAACGUCUGUCCUUAAACUCCCUAGUGUCGAAAAAUUAACGUCAUUUUCGUCCUCUUUAAGGCUGGGAAGAUGGCAAAAGAUGCGUGCUAUUAGAUAAAGACAAAUCUUUUUCCCACGUUAAACACGGCAGAUUGUUUCUAACUCAUAGGUAAGAUUUUGUUGAGAUUGGGAUUUGUUUCUCUCUCCCUUUUUUUUUGGCUUUCAUUAAAUUUCCUGCCUCGUAUGCUAGACUGUGAAGACUGUGAACUCUCCAGAAUAACCUUUGAGGUCUUAGUUGAACGUCCCAAAUUCAUAAUUUAUUUACUUUUCACUACCCACAGCUAUUUAUGUUUUGAGAAGUCCAGAUCGUUGAGCGGAAAACAUAUUGUCAUUAAACUUGAUGCAGUCACAAGUCUCUUUAAGGUAAAGUUUGGGUGCCAUGGUUAUGAAGAUCAUUUUCUUCUUUGUUUUCUUCCUGUUGCUUUGCUUUGAAGGGGGAUUAUCAAGAGCUUCAAAUCGAAUCAUAAUUUUCUUAUAAUGGUUUUAACAAAGCCAUUUGAAUGUCAGUACUGCUUCCCAAGUUUCAUUUUAAUGGCCAUACUAUCAAGAUUUCGUUCACAGACUUAAGAAUAAGAACCACCUUUUACAGCAUCAUAAAUAGUACCAUGAGAAAGUUCUGCUAAAGAGGUCUUAUUUGAAUGGUCAUGCCAUAGGAUUUCGUUCACGGAUUCAAGGUAGAACUAGUAUAUAAAGGUAAUACCAAGUGAAAGUACUGCUGAAGAGGCUUCAUUUCAAUGGUCACACCACAUGCAGGAUUUGGUUUAGAGAUGUAAAGUGAAAAGCGCAUUACGUUAUUUCGUAAUUGACUGUAACAGCGUAAAUGAACACCAAAGUGGUGUGGGGGUAUAAGAUUAGACAUCAUUCAAUUCGCAGUAGGCUUAUUACACAUUUACUUUGUUUCUACAGGCCAAGCCGAUAGGAAUAAUGCCCGGGACGGGAAUGGCGAUAGAAGUUCAACUGCGAGGAAUAGACAAGGUAUAGAAAACUUGACGCUUUGUCUCUCUUCCAGAGUUAAUCAGAAUAUAUGAGAAAUGUCAUAGUUUGCCGCAUACCGAAAAGUGUUUAAUAAAAGUAGAUAUUCAUUUGUCAUUAAGCCAUGAAGUAGUUUGUAUAAGUUUGGAGAAUGCAGUUACUAAUCUGGCUGUUGUGACCUUUUUCUAGCCCUACAUAUUUGGAGCAAUCAUUGGCAGGGAUGACGUAUUUGACAAUAUCAAAGCCACAGCAAGAGCAGCUAAUAUCCCAUGGGCUCUAGACUGAUAACGUGUUGUGUGCAGUAGCCUGUGUAGCAAGCGUUUCCAUGAUAUACAAUUCACGCAUCUGAUGAUAGUAAUCUUUCAGUGUAGCCUAGCGUUUAAAUUAUUCAAUGUCUUUGUUCGAUCACUAUCGCCGAGAUGUUAGCAUGGGUAGUUUUGUUUUUAGCCAGUAUUUGACCUCAGGAUGGUGUGGGCGUACAUGCAUUGUCGGUUUUGUGGAAAAGAACUGACUACCCUGCGAGAUUUGUAAAUUUUGUGCAUCUCAAAAGUAUGUAAAUAACGUUAAACGAGUGUUAGAUACUUUGGACUGCAAAACCGGCCGGCCUUCGUUGGUAAUGACUAUGUAAAAGAUUUUGUGGAUGAAUGAAUAACACGUUAUUGUGUAGAUAUAUAAAUAUAG